AUGUUCGAGGCUCCAGUGGACUUCUCAUUUAAAGACCUGUGCUCAAUAGAAGAUGUUCUGUCAGAAGAGCCAAACAAGGGAGUGCGCAUACCUUGGAGAAACUCAGAGGGGAAGUUUAAUAGCCGUGUUCUCCGUCUGAACAACAACCUUUUAUCGAACACGACCGGACUUCUGGAGACGCUGUCUGCUUUAUUCAUUGAGCCAAAACGACUCUCAUGGCUCGACCUGUCCUUCAACGACAUCACACACAUUCACCCGGUCCUCACUGAGCUGGUGGAGUUGCGUGUGUUGUAUCUCCAUGGCAACUCUGUGUGUAAUUUCUCAGAGGUGGACAAGCUUGGAGCAUUACCGCUCCUGCACACCAUCACACUACACGGAAACAGCAUCGAGACUGACCAUGGCUACAGAAAAUAUGUGAUCUCCGUCCUUCCUCAUCUGAAGAUGAUGGACUUCAGUGCAGUCACCAAACAAGAGCGAGUCAUGGCUUCCAUCUGGCACAAGCCCAGGAGGAGCCGGAACCCCACCCAUCGCAGGACAGAAAACAUUUAGAGGAAGACUUCUGGAUUUUGCAUU
Messenger RNA from Neoarius graeffei (lesser salmon catfish), 573 nucleotides. RefSeq names its product leucine rich repeat containing 51 (gene lrrc51). Gene Ontology annotation, molecular function: protein binding. The record is from RefSeq and is a predicted model, not a curated record. The coding region runs from base 1 to 549 and encodes 182 amino acids. Lineage: Eukaryota; Metazoa; Chordata; Actinopteri; Siluriformes; Ariidae. The transcript has 4 exons.